CGUCGCAUAACAGCAGCUGUCAUUCACGUAAGUUAAAUGGUUCCUUAGGAGAUGGGUGGGCAAGAAAAAGGAGGAAAAAUAACAUAAAAUUAGGAAAAUAGCAGACACUUAAACAAUGUGAAAAAUGCGCGCCAACCACCCAAGGUCCCAACAAAAUGUUGCUAAAAAAGUAUGUGAAAAAUCGCCGUAAGCUAAAGAUUCUGCUGCUGCUUACGAUAGUGGGACUGAUUGUGAUAACCAUCAUUGUGCUGAGCUCAGCGGGUCAGAACUCUGCCAUUGAACGGCUAUUGGAUGAACGCUUCAUAGCUCGCGCUUAUCGAGCUGGUGGGGACAAGGCUGAGGAGCAGUCUGCGGAUCUGCUGAAGCCCCAUCGGGAGAAUGGCGUCAUUGUGCCUGAGAAGUAUGACGAGCAGAAGAUUAAAGCACGCAUCAUGCAGAGUCGUCUGGAGCAAUUGAAGCAGCAGCAACACGACACUGAGGCGGAGGAAGUGCACACCACUCUGGAAGCAGUGGCAACAGCCGUGCACGUUUUCUAUACAGUGCCCGUGCAAUGGUACAAGUCCAAAAAGCUAUCUGGACCUCCAGCAGCAGCAGCAGCAUCCACCCUUGUGGAUGAGCAUGGCAACGAGGUGGUGGUGACGACGCCCAGACCUGUGAAGAUUCUGAACACCGCCUUCUACCCCGCCUUGGGUCUGUAUAAGCCCACAGUGACGUUGUUAGAAAAGCAUUUCGAGAACAUACGCAACUGUGGCAUUGGCGUGCUCAUCCUCAGCUAUACGGGUCGAUCGUCGGAAGGGGAACUACUGCGGCAGAUCAUUGACUUGGUGCCGCAGCACAACUUAAGUGUGACCUUUGAGCUGAGUGUGGCGAGCAAUCAGAGUGUGGACUAUUUACAACAGCAGCUGCGGGAUUUGGGAAGCUUCACCACCUUGCCGGGCUUCUACAAGGUGUGGAGCCAAUCGCGAGGCAAAGCCCUACCCGUUCUUUAUGUCAGCAAUGCCUACAAGUUGAGCGAAAGCUUAGGCCGCCUUCUGUGCCAAUCUCAAAAGGACGGACUGCGACGGCUGCUGGAUGCCUACUUCAUAGGACAUAUACGACUCAAGAGUCAUGCGGAUGUCUUGCGCCGACUAUGCUUUGAUGGAUUUUAUAGCAAAUUGCCCAGCAAUGGUGCGACAUUUGCCAGCACCUGGAAAAACUGGUCUUACCUCAAGUCAUAUGCGCUCUCAUAUAAAAUGCUUUUUGUGCCAACUGUGGGUCCUGGAUUUGCCGAGCGUAAUAAGUUUCCACGGCAUGGCGAUAUACAGAGACAUCGCAGCAACGGACGCUACUACGGUGUGGCGUGGCGGACCGCUAUUCUCAAUCACGUCGGCUUCAUCAAUAUAGCAAGCUACAACAAUUGGCCCGAUGGUAGUCAAAUCGAAGAGGUUGUACCACGCGCUGGAUUCCUGGACUAUAAUCCCGGUUCGAAAACAAAAUAUCUCGAUCUGACCACGCAUUGGGUGGGAAACUUUUUGAAGACGCGGCAGGAGGCUGCGGCUGCUGGACCUCAACAGCUGAACUGUUAUGAGCUAUUAAAUAACACGAUUUGUUAAGCAGUCUUCUCAGAUCGUGAGAAAAUACCGUGUUAUGACGUAGCGAUGAAUUUUUCUCUAUCUCAGAUGUUAUCUCAGAAGUAUUGGUGGGUCGUUAUAAUAUCCCAUUUUGAAAAUUCAGUCCAGGUUAUACAAACAAUACGCCAUUAAAUGUUAUACAACAUUUUUCUGAGCUACUAAGUCAAUUCCAAUAGCUUAAUCUUAAAUUAAAUCUAUUGAAUUCGAAGCUACGCGACAAACAAAAUAACAUCGACAAGUUUAGUGCAAAAUGUAUUUACUUUAUAAGCAAAAAAUUGCAUGCCACACAUUUACUUUCUACUGUUAGUAAGUCUUUUACUCUAUAUGCCUUUAUAGUAAAAAUUUACAUACAUACACGUAUAUAUGUAUAUCUGCCAGUUAUAUAUGGUGCAAGCAAUAUACUUUUAAGUACUUAGCAUUAUACUUAAA
Scaptodrosophila lebanonensis is the source of this 2039-nucleotide messenger RNA. RefSeq names its product glycoprotein endo-alpha-1,2-mannosidase. Gene Ontology annotation, cellular component: Golgi apparatus. Lineage: Eukaryota; Metazoa; Arthropoda; Insecta; Diptera; Drosophilidae. The coding region runs from base 156 to 1592 and encodes 478 amino acids. The record is from RefSeq and is a predicted model, not a curated record. The transcript has 3 exons. Gene Ontology annotation, molecular function: alpha-mannosidase activity.